GGAAGAAUUAACAAGAGGGGCAAGGGGCAAGUCAGCCCUCCCCCGUCUGAUCGGAACUCGCCGGCGGAGCGACCCGCUGAUGCGGUGCCCAUGGCGACGGCGCUGCUCUCGUUCUUCCAGAGCCUGUGGCCGCUCUCCGCCCGCCUGAAGGAGGACGACCUGGGCGCGUCCGCGCGGCUGGUGCGGCCGCUCGCCGUCCCCGAGGAGACGAAGCAGUUCGUGCUCGCGCUCCGGGAGCCCGAGUCGCGGGGGCUGAUCUACAUCCUCGCGGCGCAGAACCUGUCCGAGCAGUCCGCGGCGGACGCCGGCCACCUGAUCAGGGCGGUCCGCCCCGGGGCCGUCAUCACCCAGGUCGCGCACGCCGAGGUCGACGACGUCUGGAUCGAGGAGGAGUGCCUGGCCGAGGGCGGGGCGGGCGGCGUGCCGGCGUCGCCGUUCCAGGUGAUCAAGCGCUGCGUCACGGAGAAGAAGAGCAAGGAGCACUAUGUGAAAUCUGCCGCCUGCCAGGUCCUGCAGGAGAUUUUCGGGGUCGGGUUCUACGGCCACCUGUUGGCUGCCAAGAAAGCCGCGGAGGAGACAGGGUCACAUUUUCUCUUGCUUGGCUCUCCUUACGAAAAAAACUGCAAUGGUGGUGGUGGAUCGAGCAACGAAAACAGUUCAGACGAUAGCUCAGCCCAGGACUCGAAGGCUAGCUGCUCGCUCCCUCAGACCGCCAUGGAUGAUAAUAAAUCUGGACAGAAAUUACAGGGCAGCUGCUUGGUCACUCAGGGUGCCACUUCAACAGCGAGCUCCAAUGUCAGGAACAUAUGCCUUGUUGAUGAUUAUGGAAGACAGAUCCUCAAGUCGCUAGCUCCAACUGCUAACUUGCUGCUGUCCCAAGCUAUCUCUUCCACCGCUGUUACCGAGUGCAGAUUGUCAGAAUGCAAGCCAGCCGACGGAUAUGAGCCUCCACUUUUUGCGCAGACUGUCUACCCUUUGCUCGCCGACCUUUAUGCUAUAUUUAUCGACACUCCGGCAAUCGUGAAGGCUAUGUCUUCUGUGCAGAUGCUGCUCACUCAGGUUCACAGGGGGAAGCCAAUUUGCAGUGAAAUGUUAUCUGAUGUCUAUGCAUUUGGAAUUGCAAUAGAGGCUCUCAGAAUAUGUUUGAACAAUGCAGGGAGACGCCGCAUUGAUGCAAAAGAUAAUCAUGGUUUGGAAAAGCUGGAGUUUGCUGAACUCCCUUCUGAGGAGAAGUGCCACAUUCUUCUCGUUCAAGCUCUCAGAAGUCAACUAAGGGAGUUUGGUUCUGUCGUAGCUGUAGUUGAUGCCAGUUGCUUAGCUGGAAUAAGGAGACACUGGAACACUCCUGUUCCUUCAGAGAUCACACAAUUAGCUGGCAAGUGCUUCAGUCAUUAUGGCAACAAAAAUGAUGGUGAUAGCAGUGAGCUGCCGUUGGACAGCACUGAUAAAAAGAGUUGGAUAGCUGAGAAACCUGUCGUCGCAGUUGGUGCAGGAGGAACAGCAAUUCUUGGUUUUUCAUCUUUGUCAAAAACUGUUCAGGCUUCUGCUGUUUUUAAUUUGGCUCCCUAUAAAACUCCAGUGGUUUUAAAGUAUGGCUUAAUGAAGCUGCAAAGACAUGCCGGCGUUGUAUUAAGCAAGCUCCUCUCUCAUGGGGUUGUUAGUGCUAGUUCCAAGUCAUCUGCUUUACAGUUCACGGCUUCAGCAGAGAAGAUUCGAGCUGUGACGCACACUGUUAUAACAUCAGCAGAGGGAACUAGUAUAUUGGCGAUGCGGACAUCGUUCUAUGAAAUAAUGCAGAAGAGGCGCAACCGACCUUUCAGAUUAACUCCUUGGGCAACAUUUGGUUUUAGCAUGGUUGCAUGUGCUGGCCUCGUGAAGCAUGGCGAUGGGAUUGAGUGCGCCGCCGCGGCUGCACCUUCUGUUCCCAUGAUUGCCUCCCUGGGCCGUGGUCUUGAGAGCUUGCGUGUCACAUCACAAGAAGCGAGGCAAACGAAGGGCCAAAAUGUGAAGGAAGCUUUGCUAACAUUCUUGAGCAGCUUAAAGAAAUCAGUAAAAUAAAGGCACAAUAGUUUACAACUGAAACUGUAUAGAUUUCAUCAUGCAAUUUUGUCAUUAGGUUGAGCUUUUUUACAAUCUGUACAGUGCAUUCUUCCUGUUUUUACUGAUAUAAUGAAAUUCUCAUGGUAUGCUA
Messenger RNA from Lolium rigidum, 2191 nucleotides. RefSeq lists its product as uncharacterized. The transcript has a single exon. The record is from RefSeq and is a predicted model, not a curated record. NCBI's taxonomy places the organism in Eukaryota, Viridiplantae, Streptophyta, Magnoliopsida, Poales, Poaceae. Bases 91 to 2058 code for a protein of 655 amino acids.